Messenger RNA from Pangasianodon hypophthalmus (striped catfish), 3746 nucleotides. RefSeq names its product MyoD family inhibitor domain containing 2 (gene mdfic2). The transcript has 4 exons. The record is from RefSeq and is a predicted model, not a curated record. Bases 246 to 788 code for a protein of 180 amino acids. NCBI's taxonomy places the organism in Eukaryota, Metazoa, Chordata, Actinopteri, Siluriformes, Pangasiidae.
CAGGGCGCCCAAUUGGUUUAUAAACCAGUUGAAUAGUUUCUUGUGCGUGUUCUCCAUUACUUUCUCCGCUCUGCAGCUUUAUAAACCUAUAGCUGUAUGUAUUUAUCCAUUAAUGGUGUAAUAUCGCGGGAUGGUAAGGGUGGAGGGCUGGAGGAGAUGUGCUCGCGCGCACCAUGAGCUCAGUAUGAAGUGUGUGAAAGCGCUUAUCCCGAGUGUGACGACUUCUUCAUCUUCCCUGUAGAUUAAUGAUGGCUGGAAAAACGAUCAUACGUGAUGAGGUGAUAGAAUGUGACUUGGAUAGAGCUGAGGAGAAAAGCACCGUGGUUCAAGAUGAUUUACCAGGUAAGAAGGUGACUAACACAGCUCCAUGCAGGACCCUGCAGAGACUCAGUCCCAUACCUGAGCUUGAUCUUGGAGAAACCAAAGCAGAUGCAGCCUCUACUGGAUCCUCUUAUGCCCUCUCAUCUGUGGAUAGGUGUAGCACUGUCUCCUCUUCCACAAACUCCUUAUCUGACACUCAGGAUGCUGAAGAUGCCUGUGCGGGGAUCAUACUCAACUGCCUCUUCUGCCAAUUCUAUGAUCUAUGCCUCAUGCUGCCUGACACCUGUAACCGUGCCGCUAAUCAAAUCUGCCCAGCCUGCAGCUAUUUGUUUGCUCCAUUAGAACCAGUCCAAAGCAGCGAUUGGAACUGUCACUGCAACAUUGACUGUGGCCUAUUUGAUGCCUGCCAAGAAACCAGCGAUUGCCUGGAGUUAGCCAUGGAGAUUUCAGAGAUUUGUUACCGCUAACAUGCUGGCAAAGCCAACAAACUGGGCAGUAGAACUGAAGACUACAGGGCUAUUCUGAAGCCAAUAGGUAAUUCAGCAUUGUCAGUAUUACUGCUUAUGUCACAUAAUGUGAGUGUCAGUUGAUUACAUAAACAUCAACUUUGAAUGCAGUACGUCUGUGGAGUUGUAAUGAAAGUAAUGGUAAGUUUUGGCACGGCGAACCACACCAUUGCACAAGUUUGCACAAGAAUCUUUGAAGAAACACAAAGUACGUGGAGGUGACUGGAUUCUGGAGAAGGGAGGAGAUAUGCUGACACAAGCGCUUGUGCAUGCUCAUGGCAGUUUUAUCAAAAAUGGUGAGUGACAUGACGAGGUGGAAAUGGUCAUGAUGUUAUCCUUGAGCAUGCAGCCUGUUUGAAUUGGAGUAUGGUUGUUAACACAAACAGCAUGAGAUGUUUUUUCUGUAGGACACUUGUCUUUCUAGAGCCCAUCAACCUUUGUUCUCUGUUCAGGAAGACUACUCACUCGAGUGCACAGUGACAACUUAGUAGAUCGUUUCUGUCAGAGUUGGGCUCAUGCCAUGUAAUGGCAGAAAGCAGUGGAAACAGAAUGUAUGAAUCUGUGUGUGCUAUUUAUUCAUCCUUCUCUUCUGCUGCCUGAAAGAGAUAUUAGCAGAGAUACACUAUAUAGUCAAAAGUAUGUGGACACCUGACUGUCAUGUGCUUAUUGAACAUCCCAUUUCAAAGUUGACCCCCCGAGGUCAGGCCUCUGUGCAGACCACUCAAGUUCUUCCACACCAGCCUUGGCAAACCAUGUCUUCAUGGAGCUUAGUUUGUGCAAAGGUACAUUGUCGUGCUGGAACAUAUUUGGGCCCCUUAGUUCCAGUAAAGGGGAAAUUGCAAUGCUACAGCAUACAAAGACAUCCUAGACAAUUGUGUGUUUCCAACUUUGUGGCAACAGUUUGGAGAAGAACCACAUAUGGUGUGAUGGUCAGGUGUCCACAUACUUUUGGCCGUGUAGUGUAUUUGCAUAUAGUGUAUGUACAGGUUAUUUUUGUGUCGUACUAAUAAUUCAAGGUAACCUGUUAUUGUGGUAUACUUUUCAAAAAGUUUCACCACUCAUCAGAGUACCAUUAUCAGUUCUAUGAAACAGUGGGAGCUUCCUAAGGAUCCUACCAACCAUGUCAUGAAACUCUUCAGGUUCACAACAUUGAAGUCAGCAAUUUUGAAUCUCUCCAACAAAUAAAAGCACAACUGUUCAGGUUCACAGGAGUCUUCUUGUACAGCCUGUUCUGAAUAUCACUGUAGAAUUGAAUUAGGGUCACUUAGUCUAUGUUUACUUAUUGAAAUUUGCCAGUAACGUUAGAGAAAUAUGACAUACAGGUGAAUGAAAGAAUGUUGCUCUGAUACCUCUCCGCAUUUUGACUAUUCCAGAACUUGGUACUCUAUCAACAUGUCCCGGCAGGAAAAAGAUAACUGGCCAAGUUUAUUGUUCCUCUUCUCUUAUCCUCAGCUGAACCUCUUUUCCAAUGUGUAAAAGCAUUUAUCAAAGAAAAUGAAUGUUUCUCUUACAGAAUCCAGGUCAUUGCCUAGUGUAUAAAACCAAUGUAUCGCAUGAAAUUGUUCCUAAAUUCCAUUUUAACUCCAAAGAGAAAUAAUCUGUAUUGUAGUUAUUUCAACGCUAUCUUCGUAAAUAAUUUAAUAUGAAUGCUGCAUAGCCUCACUGAUGCAUGUUCAACACAACAGGCUUGGACUGUUUCAGAAGAGUCCUCAGGUCAUGUCCAAUUUGCUUUUUGCUUAAGUAAUUAUAAAACCCAGCUUAUUAUGGUGCCAUAAAAGAACUUAUUGUGUCCCACUGUGGUUUUUCUACACAAGUCAUGCUUGUGCAAACAGAUGCUUGGUUAAACCAAAAACAUCUGUAUGUCUUAAACAUUUUGGAACCUUGUCAAAUUUCCUGAUAGCUUUGGGACUCGCAUGGGCUGUUUAGAUUUUCUAAUGGUUUUGAAUACGGUGUGAAUUUUCCUAUCAUCUGCUCAAAUUUAUUUCAUUAUGUCUAUGUACAGAGCAAUGUACAAUCUCUAACUGCUUCUUUGGGACUUGUUGAAGUACAUUACAGUUUGUGAAGAGGAAUUAAAUGUAGAAUGAUGUCAUUAAUGUGUAGUAGUAUUAAAAGAAGUAGAUACAGAGUCAUUUGUUUUAUUUUACCAUUGACAAGCAGUCUCUCUUCAUCAUGCUGCAAUGUUUGUAUGUUUCUUUCUUUUUUUUUCUUAACCAUAAUUAGGCUUUUUUAUUGUUAGCCAGCUCUCUGUUCACCUCAUUAAUGAGAGACAAGACAAGGCUUUCCUCUGAAGUGCACAACACUAGUUUUUUUUUAAAUCCCGCUAUGCACAGCCCUCCUGUGGGGCAAGACUCAAUGAAAUAUUAACACUGUCCAUUUAUAGCAUUUUUUUUGUCCAUUUAAAGCAUUGGUGUCUCACCAAAUAUUACCAAAGCCAUGUUCUAUGUGGAAAUACAGCCCCGAUGCUUUAUGUCACUCUGUGUUUUGACAUAAUUUGAUCAUGUGGCUCUAAUGAGCUUUUUGUGGUUAAUAUGUACUACACUUACACAGUGAUUUUGGCUGAUGCUGAUGAUGCGCUCAUAGUAGCGGCGUAAGUAGUAGUUGAACUAGUGUUGUGGUUUUAUAAUAUUCUGAAGUGCACCAUAGAGUUAUUUGAUGAGAUAAAUGGUAUUUGUUUUAAUGUUCCUUUUAUGAAGGGUCAUUAUGGGCCAAUUUUUAGAAAAUAAAAGUAACCAAGAACACAAUGAUGAUUUGUGUUGUCAAAUGCUACCAUAUUUAAAGCACUAAAUGUAUAUGUUGUAUUAAUAAACAAAUUCACGAAAUAAGCUUUACUGGUAUUGUGUGUGCUAUUGUAUAGUGUUACCAAGUACAGUAUUUAGUAUCUUUCAGAUUAUAAUGAUGAGUUGAUCCUACAGUGCUAUA